GAGCUAUUUUUGACUAUUCCAGAGCAAAUAAGGGAUAUUCGUGAUCCCGAGCAUCCGCACUCUCUAGAGGUCUUAGGUGUCGUUCGUAAAGAACUGAUCGAGGUCGACGAUGAACAGAGCAAGGUCCUUGUGUAUUUCAGCCCGACUAUCACGCGGUGUAGCUUGGCAACGUUGAUUGGACUAUCGAUCAAGGUGAAACUCCUCCGAUCUCUUCCAAGCCGCUUCAAGGUACGUGUCGAGAUAACACCCGGCACGCACGAGACAGAAGAGGAUAUAAACAAGCAACUUGCGGACAAGGAGCGAGUGGCUGCCGCUAUGGAGAAUCCAAACCUGGCCAAAAUGGUGAACAUCUGCCUCGAGGGAUGCUUCUGA
Messenger RNA from Dibothriocephalus latus, 372 nucleotides. The record is from the annotation of a GenBank genome assembly. Lineage: Eukaryota; Metazoa; Platyhelminthes; Cestoda; Diphyllobothriidea; Diphyllobothriidae.